GUAAUUGUUGAACACCCAACAGUCCCAUCAGACACCACAUUGCCUCUUUCACAACCCCGUCUUUGUUAUUCAAUACCAUACCUAACCAGAUUUCUACUCUCCAUCACGUAUACUGCGCCUUCACCAUCUUUUCUAAAUUUUUCAUCUUAUCCAACACGCACCACAAAAACACAACACUACGACACCCCCAUCUCAACCCAGUCACAACACCAUCAUCUUCAAUCUGCACAACACUUUCUACAUAAACACCACCCAUGCUCACCGCACCAAGACCAACACAAACCCAAACAUCCCUAAUCAUUCUUCACGCACACAGUUUUACACAUGAAAAAAAGGAGAAUGGCGGCGCUAGUGAUGAUAACGUUGCCCACGCAUCCUGUGACACCCACGAUAGUUCCGGCGUUUACAUCGUGUUGGCCGGCGAAAACUUCGACGGUAACAGCGGGGCCGUGACGGUUCCGAGCGGCGCGGUGAGGUGGAGGCUCGAUGGGGGCUGCGGAUGCUGGAGUGUGGGGAGGAGAGAAAGGAGUCUUGGGUGUCGAGGAAGAUAGUUACCCCUUGAUUAAGAAGAAAUUAAGGCUGGAUUAGUCAUUGCCCUCACACACCUCUUUUACGGGAUUGGGCCUUUGAGAGAGAAGGUGUGAAGUGAGUGACUAAGCGUUGUGCCUCUCUUUUCUUCUUCCUUCGAAUCCCUGUUCUCUGCAUUGGCUCAUGAUGACCUCUCCCGAGACCCUUUCGUUCAUGGAGCUAGCCAUACAUCAGGCGAGGUUAGCUUUGGAUGCUCUUGAAGUGCCUGUUGGAUGUGUAAUUGUUGAGGAUGGCAAGGUAAUAGCCACAGGCAGAAACCGAACUACUGAGACACGAAAUGCUACAAGGCAUGCAGAAAUGGAAGCUAUAGACGUGCUUCUUGGGCAGUGGCAGAAAAAUGGACAUUCAAUGUCUGAAGUUGCUGAAAAAUUCUCAAACUGCAGUCUUUAUGUUACCUGUGAACCGUGCAUAAUGUGCGCAUCUGCUUUAUCAAUUUUAGGUAUAAAGGAGGUAUUUUAUGGCUGUUCAAAUGAUAAAUUUGGAGGCUGUGGAUCGAUACUGUCCUUGCAUUCAAGUAACACCACACCAGUCAAUAAUGAAGUUCCAUCAGGAAAGAAUUUCAAAUGUACUGGAGGUAUAAUGGCAUCAGAAGCUGUCCUUCUCUUUCGAACAUUCUAUGAGCAAGGAAAUCCGAAUGCUCCAAAGCCACACAGGCCUUUAGCACGUCAGACAUGAAGUGUAAUCUGUAUAUCACCAGUUGCUGAUAUAGUAUCUGUUAUGAACUGGGAAUCUGCUCUACCAAUUACUAGAAAGAUGAAUCACAUUUUGUCAUUCUAACUUAUUCUUACUGGAGGUUCAAACUAGUUGCAAAAUGGAAUUGAAGCUAUUCAUUUUUGUUAAAUAUUUUUUAGUUUCUGGAAGGUGCAGUGAGUUUCCUUUUUAUUGUACACGAUAUUCGUAGUUAUGGUCUAAUUGAUAAAGGAGAUCGAAUAGCAUAGUAAGAAUUACUAUUUAAACUUUCUUUUGGGGGAUGGGCUCAUUCAGCCUAUAAUAUUAAGAGUAUACAUAUAUUAUUUAUCUACCUUACAAUUUAACAGUUCUACACAGUAAAUAUGUACUCCAUUAUUGUCUUGCUAUUGUUUUAGA
This is a messenger RNA of Vigna angularis (adzuki bean), 1674 nucleotides long. Its product is annotated as tRNA-specific adenosine deaminase TAD2. NCBI's taxonomy places the organism in Eukaryota, Viridiplantae, Streptophyta, Magnoliopsida, Fabales, Fabaceae. Gene Ontology annotation, molecular function: tRNA-specific adenosine-34 deaminase activity; zinc ion binding. The transcript is spliced from 9 exons. Gene Ontology annotation, biological process: tRNA wobble adenosine to inosine editing. The record is from RefSeq and is a predicted model, not a curated record. The coding region runs from base 712 to 1263 and encodes 183 amino acids.